GAGAGUGUUCGGGAUGGGAAGUUCCCUCACCGCAUCCCGGAAUUGUGUUCACGCCGCUUGUUCUCGGCCAUUUUUUUUUUACAAGUACAAGCUCCCCCCCGAAACACAAAACACAACACAAUCCGUCAUUAUUGCAAUCAUUUACGGGAUAUACCGCCGCAGCCAGACGUGAUCGGCAGUCAUGUCGGACUUCAUUGAGAGCGAGGCCGAGGAGUCGGAGGAAGAAUUUGAUGAGAAAGACCUAAAGCCUAAAAAGACCCAGAGGUUUAUGGAAGAAGAUGAUGAAGAGGAGGAAGACAACACAGAGGACCAGGAUGAGCAGGGAAAUCUACGCGGACUCAUUGAUGAUGGAGACGAGGAGGAGCCGGAGGAGGAAGAGGAGGCUCAAAAGAGUGGGAGUGCAGCGGGCAGUGACUCAGAAGAGGAAGUGAGGCAUCGACGUAAAAAGCGCAACUAUGAUGACUACCUGGAUGAUGAUGAUCUUGACCUCAUUGAGGAAAACUUGGGUGUUAAAGUGAAAAGGAGGAAGAAGAAAUAUGAACGCGUGAAAACACUUGACGAUGACGAAGAAGAUGAUGAUGAGAAGGACAUGAUCGCAGAUGAGAUCUUUCAUGGGGAUGGAGAUGGCGAUCUGGAGGACGGCGAAGCUGUCGAUGAGCCUGUGCAUCAUGGGGAUGAGGAGGAAGACUUGGAGGACGAGGAGUCAGAUAUAGAUGAUUUUAUCGUGGAUGAUGAUGGCCAACCAAUCACCAAAAAGAGGGGCAAGAAGUUCUCAGGAUAUACGGAUGCAGCCCUCCAGGAAGCCCAAGAAAUCUUUGGUGGCGACUUUGACUUUGCAGACUUUGAUGUAGAUGCUUGCGACCUGGCUGAGGAGGAGGAAGAGGACCAAGAUGAAGAGGGAUGGGACCGCCCCAAGAAGCAGACUAAGAGGAGGCAAGGCAGGAAGAGCAUCUUUGAGAUCUACGAGCCCAGCGAGUUGGAAAGUAGUCACAUGACUGACCAAGACAAUGAGAUCCGCACUACGGACAUGCCUGAAAGAUUCCAGUUACGAUCCAUCCCUGUGAAACCUGCUGAGGAUGAUGAGCUGGAGGAAGAAGCAGAGUGGAUCUUCAGACAUGGCUUCUCCACUCUUACUAUCUCCAUGCAGGAGAGCACAGAUUAUCUCGACAGAGGGACAACCACAAACUUCAGCAGGAAAGGCCCCAGCACAAUUGCAAAGAUUAAAGAGGCCCUCAACUUCAUGAGGAAUCAACAGUUCGAGGUUCCAUUCAUAGCUUUCUACAGGAAAGAAUAUGUGGAGCCAGAACUCAACAUUAAUGACUUGUGGAAGGUCUGGCAGUGGGAUGAAAAGUGGACUCAACUGAAGACCAGGAAGCAGAACCUGACCCGUCUGUUUCAGAAGAUGCAGUCCUACCAGUUUGAACAGAUCUCAGCUGACCCUGACAAACCUCUGGCUGAUGGCAUCCGACCUCUGGACACCGCUGACAUGGAGAGGCUGAAAGAUGUUCAGACUCUUGAGGAGCUGGGUGACGUGUACAACCACUUUCUGCUCUACUAUGGCCGAGACAUCCCCAAGAUGCAGAACGCUGCCAAAGCAAACAAGAAGAGACUGAAAAAGAUAAAAGAAGUGUCAGAGGAUGGUGAAGAAGAGGAAUUGGAGGUAGAGCAAGAAGAAGAACAGAAAGGACCCGAUCUCAAGCUGGCGUCUCGUAGAGAUAUGUACAGCAUCUGUCAGAGCGUAGGACUCGAUGGCUUGGCUAAAAAGUUUGGGUUAACUCCAGAGCAGUUCGGAGAGAAUCUGAGAGACAGUUACCAGCGUCACGAAACGGAGCAGUUCCCAGCUGAGCCUGUGGAGCUGGCCAAAGAUUAUGUUUGCAGUCAGUUCUCCACUCCCGAGGCAGUGCUGGAAGGAACCAGGUACAUGGUGGCCAUGCAGAUCGCUCGGGAACCUCUGGUUAGACACGUGCUCCGACAGACGUUUCAGGAGAGGGCAAAGAUCAAUAUCAAGCCUACGAAGAAGGGCAAGAAGGAGGUAGACGAGGCUCAUUUUGCCUACUCCUUCAAGUAUCUUAAGAACAAGCCUGUGAAGGAGCUGAAUGGGGAUCAGUUCCUGAAGAUGUGCUUGGCAGAGGACGAGGGGCUGCUUUCCAUUGACAUCUGUAUCGACCUUAUAGGGGUGAAAGGAUAUGCUGGAGACCAGACGUACUUUGAUGAGAUCAAACAGUUCUAUUACAGGGACGAGUUCAGUCACCAGGUGCAGGAGUGGAACAGGCAGCGAACUUUAGCCAUAGAGAGAUCUCUCACUCAAUUCCUCUACCCUCAGAUGGCAAAGGAGCUCAAGAGCAAGCUGCUUGCAGAGUCCAAAGAGAGCAUUAUCAGGUCCUGCUGUCGUCGGUUGUAUAACUGGCUCAAAGUGGCGCCUUACAGGCCCGAUCAGCAGGUUGAGGAAGAUGAUGAUCUGAUGGAUGAGAGUCAAGGCAAAGGCAUCCGGGUGCUGGGUGUAGCCUAUGCACCCAGCAGAGACACACCAGUCUUCUGUGCUCUGAUCAACGGGGAAGGAGAAGUGGUUGACUUCUUGCGUCUGCCCUACUUCAUGAAGAGGAGGAAUGCCUUCAGGGAGGAUGAGAGAGAGAAGAAGGCCCAUGACAUUGAAAACCUCAAGAGGUUUCUGACCGGAAAGAAACCACACGUGGUAGCUGUCGCCGGGGAAAACAGAGAUGCCCAGAUGAUCAUGGAGGACAUCAAGAGGACUGUCAGCGAGCUUGAGCAAGAGUCCUCUUUGCCUGCCGUGGGAGUGGAACUUGUUGACAACGAACUGGCCACGCUGUACAUGAACAGCAAGAAGUCUGAGGUUGAUUACAGGGAUUAUCCUCCCUUGCUGCGACAGGCUGUGUCGAUAGCCAGAAAGAUCCAAGAUCCUCUGAUGGAGUACGCUCAGGUUUGCAGCUCGGAUGAUGAUAUUCUCUGCCUCAAACUACACCCGCUACAGGAACAUGUGGUGAAGGAAGAUCUGCUCUGUGCGCUUUACUGUGAAUUUAUCAACCGUGUCAAUGAGGUUGGAGUGGACGUGAACAAGGCCAUCGCCCAUCCUCACACUCAGAGCCUGGUCCAGUACGUCUGUGGUCUGGGACCAAGGAAGGGCUCCCACCUGCUGAAGAUUCUGAAGCAGAACAACACUCGUCUGGAAAACAGAACCCAGCUGGUCACAAUGUGUCACAUGGGACCUAAAGUUUUUAUCAACUGUGCCGGUUUCAUCAAGAUCGACACAGCAUCGCUUGGGGACAGUACGGACUCCUACAUUGAGGUUCUGGACGGAUCUCGCGUCCACCCUGAGACGUACGAGUGGGCUCGCAAGAUGGCUGUGGAUGCCCUUGAGUAUGACGAGUCGGCAGAGGAUGCCAACCCAGCCGGAGCUCUGGAGGAGAUCCUGGAAAAUCCAGAACGUCUCAAAGAUCUGGACCUGGAUGCCUUUGCUGAAGAGCUGGAGAGACAGGGUUACGGCAACAAGGGAAUUACUCUGUAUGAUAUCCGUGCAGAGCUCAGCUGCAGGUACAAAGACCUGAGAGUUGCCUACAGAGUCCCCAACACUGAGGAGGUCUUCAACCUGCUCACCAAGGAGACUCCAGAGACUUUUUAUAUUGGUAAGCUGAUCACCAGUAUAGUCACUGGUAUCGCUCACCGGCGGCCUCAGGGAGAGAGCUACGACCAGGCCAUCCGCAAUGACGCUACGGGGCUGUGGCAGUGUCCCUUCUGUCAGCAGGACAACUUCCCUGAACUCAGCGAGGUUUGGAAUCACUUUGACAGCGGUUCCUGUCCGGGACAGGCCAUCGGGGUGCGGUCCAGAUUAGAUAAUGGCGUCCAGGGAUUCAUUCCAACCAAGUUCCUCAGUGACAAAGUAGUCAAACACCCUGAAGAGAGGGUCAAGGUGGGCAUGACGGUUCACUGCCGCAUCAUGAAAAUCGACAUUGAGAAAUUCAGCGUUGACCUCACGUGCCGCACAUCAGAUUUGAUGGACAAGGCCAAUGAGUGGAAGCUCCCCAAGGACAGCUACUACGACUUCGACACAGAAACCGAAGACCAAAAACAGGAGGAGGAGCUCAAGAAGAAACAACAGCGAACACCAUAUAUAAAGCGUGUGAUCGCCCACCCCAACUUCCACAAUAUCAGUUUCAACCAGGCAGAGAAGAUGAUGGAGACCCUGGACCAGGGUGACUUGAUCAUCAGACCCAGCAGCAAGGGAGAGAACCACCUCACCGUCACCUGGAAGGUGGCUGAUGGUAUCUACCAGCACGUGGACGUGAGAGAAGAAGGCAAAGAGAACGCCUUCAGCUUAGGGCACACUCUCUGGAUCAACAAUGAAGAGUUUGAAGAUCUGGAUGAAAUCACCGCUCGGUACAUUCAGCCAAUGGCGUCAUUUGCCCGCGAUCUCCUGGGGCACAAGUACUUUCAGGAGUGUCAUGGGGGAAGCAAAGAGAAAAUGGAGGAGUUAUUGGUGAGGACGAAGAGGGAGAAGCCCACUUUUAUUCCCUAUUUUAUUUCAGCUUGCAAAGAUCUUCCAGGAAAAUUCAUACUGGGCUACCAGCCUCGCGGAAAACCACGAGUCGAGUUUGUGACCAUCACCCCCGACGGCUUCCGCUACCGUUCACAGAUAUUUCCCACAGUGAAUGGACUUUUUCGUUGGUUUAAAGACCAUUACCAAGAGCCUGUUCCAGGCAUCACUCCCAGCAACAGCAGCCGAACAAGAACACCUGCAUCCCUGAACGCCACCCCGGCCAACAUCAACAUCGCUGACUUGACACGGGCUGUCAACGCGCUCCCACGCAACAUGACCUCUCAGAUGUUCAGUGCCAUCGCAGCAGUCACGGGCCAGGGCCAGAACCCAAACACCACCCCCGCACAGUGGGGCUCCAGCCAGUACGGCUACGGAGGCAGCACAGGAGGAGGAGGAGGGAGCUCCUCUGCUUAUCAUGUGUUUGCCACACCGCAGCAGCCCAUGGCGACACCCAUGAUGACGCCCAGCUACUCCUACACCACACCGAGCCAGCAGGCCCUGGGCACGCCGCAGUACCCCGGCUCCACCCCUCAGUCCUCGCACUCUCACGCCCACGCUCACCCACACGGAGGCCACCCGUCACACCACGGCCACCACGGCCACCACAGCAGCCACCACGGCCACUCGUCGGGCACACCGUCAUCCUCCACCUCAUCGAGAGGGCGGACGCCACAGCAGCAGCCGCCGCCGCAGCAGCAGCAGCCGCCACAGCCGCAGCCACCGAAGCCCAGCGGCAGCAGCGCCUCUGCAGUGGAUUGGGGCAAGAUGGCGGAGCAGUGGCUGAAAGAGAAAGAGGCGGAGGGGCGGAAGAAAGCACAGAGGAUGACGCCACGACCGUCUCCCAGCCCGAUGAUCGAGAGCACCCCCAUGUCGAUCGCCGGAGACGCCACGCCCCUGCUGGACGAAAUGGACCGAUAGGACACGCAGGGGGGCGUCGCCACACCCCCCCUACCCAACUCCAUCCUCUGUACUGCUUCUCCAUCUGGAUCACCCUCCACCUUCUGUCCCCCCCCAACUCACCCAUCAGUCCUUUCAUGCAGCCGAGCAGUAGUCGGAGCCUUCUCCAUCUUCACCUCCUGAUAUUGUAGCUGCAGUUUAUCAGUCUGCUAUCAUGGUUCACCUCCACUCCUUCCUGUCUCCCCAUCUCGUCCCCAAUGUUUCACCGCCUCACCUGCAGCCAACUCGUCUGGCUGCAUAGUAUUUUGUAUAGUCAGAAUAACACUGUAUAUGUCAUGCAGAAACACAGAACAAUGACAGAAAAAAAUGAAAAACUUGAACUGUCCGACAGCAGUUACAUAUAGGACAUGGACCUACACAGACAAGCUGUCCUACUAUCUUUAUUAUUUUGCGCUUGGUUUUGAGUUUGAUCCAUGAAUGGUUUCGACCGAGGGCCACAGUUACUCUGCCACAACCCGCCUUUCCUCCUUUUACGGUUGGUGGAUUGUUUGCAAGCAGUUGCCAAAAGAGCGCUUUGCCAAGCCAAUCAGGAAAUUUAAUUUUUGUAUGGAAAUGCAUCAGAAUGAAUAAAACCUGUUCUUUUUUUUCCUUUUUCUGUUUGAACAUAAAAGCCUCUCACUCUUCACAUCUGUCGAAAGCAAACACAUCUGUGACAAACACGCCGCGUGUUGAGGCCGAUUUGAAAAACAAAAAAAGUCAAAUGAUUUAUCUUGAACAUGGAUUUCUGCUCGUCGUCUGUCUGCACCGCACGCUGUAUUAUGAUCAGCUGACUGUGUUUUGGCUCCUGUAGAUAGCCUCUAAUGUAUUGUUGACUAUCCGAGAGCAACGUGCCACAUUCAAGGUAAUGUGUUGUUUGUUUUUUUUUCGAUGACUUCUGCAUCUCUGUGAAGUCAGUUCAUGUUUUAAAGGAAUUGAUUUUAGUAACAAAACCUAAACAAGCAAAGUGGAAGCAUCUCGCCGUGUCGGUCCAGCGCCCACGGCGGUGUCAGAGGGUCAUUUUUAAAAGUUAUCUUAAAUUUGAAUCUUGUAUCCUUAAUGUCUGCGGUUCAGUGAGUAUUUCACUUUUUUGGACAUGUGGUAAUGAUACUUGCCUCCUUGUGGGAUGUGAUCUCCUCAGACACAGCCGCUGCAGUUUGAGUCCCAGACAGUAUCAACAGUUUAAACGAUGAUGUUUCAGUGUCAGAUCUCUUAACACUAUCAGCAGAAGAUAUAUUAAACUGAUGUCCCGCUGUGUUUAUACUCCUAACUCUGUAUAAUACUCCCAAUUGCACGCAGCUCUUUCAGUAAAAUUAAUAUUUGUCGUUAAAAACGCAUUGAAUCUCUUUCGUGAUCGUCAUGCAGCAGUUUCUCGGCCACUCUGCGUCCCUCGACUCGUGCAUUCAGUUUGUUUUUUUUUUUUUUGCCACAGUGUAAACAAGCAGAGCUGGUAUUCAAUGGUGUGCUUCAUUCUGCAGUGUGCAAAAGUAUCAUGGUCCCAUAAUACCUAUAUUGUUUUAAAUAAGUAUGGUUUUUGAGUACUCGGUUUUACGUCUCCUGCCAGGUUAAGAUACUGCGUCUUCCUCAGCGAGGCUGUGAUCGGUUCUCGGCAGAUGGAGGAGAAAUGAUGUCUCUGGCACUGCUGAUGACCUUUUCUACCUGUGAUCCCUUUAAUAAAAGUGUUCAUAUUA
Molecule: messenger RNA, 7176 nt
Organism: Acanthopagrus latus (yellowfin seabream)
Lineage: Eukaryota; Metazoa; Chordata; Actinopteri; Spariformes; Sparidae
Gene: supt6h
Product: SPT6 homolog, histone chaperone and transcription elongation factor
Exons: 37
Coding region: 182-5470 (1762 amino acids)
Biological process (GO): transcription elongation-coupled chromatin remodeling; mRNA transcription by RNA polymerase II; nucleosome organization
Cellular component (GO): transcription elongation factor complex
Molecular function (GO): DNA binding; nucleosome binding; histone binding
Source: RefSeq, a predicted model, not a curated record